Acaulospora morrowiae is the source of this 1134-nucleotide messenger RNA. The record is from the annotation of a GenBank genome assembly. NCBI's taxonomy places the organism in Eukaryota, Fungi, Glomeromycota, Glomeromycetes, Diversisporales, Acaulosporaceae.
UUGUCUACCAAUCUACCGAGAACUCGUAAAAAUGGCAUCAGUCGUGGAAAAGAUCCAAGAAAGUCGGUCGAAGCCGAAAUGGCUCGUACACAAAAAAACAAAGCUACAUCAUUCCAUUUGGGAACAUUGAAGGCCAAGUUGGCCAAACUACGUAAAGAAUUAAUGACACCGCAAGGGGGAGGCGGCGGCGGUGGUGUUGGUUUUGAUGUGGCAAAAACUGGUGUUGCCCGGAUUGGUUUUGUUGGAUUUCCUUCAGUGGGAAAAUCCACGCUAAUGUCUAAGUUGACUGGUACUUUUUCCGCCGUUGCAGCAUACGAGUUUACCACCUUGACUACCGUCCCAGGUGUGCUUCAAUAUAAGGGCGCAAAGAUUCAGAUUCUUGAUUUGCCUGGUAUUGUCGAAGGUGCAAAAGAUGGUAGAGGUCGUGGUAAACAGGUUAUCGCGGUGGCCCGUACUUGUUCACUCAUUUUCCUUGUGCUCGAUGUGUUAAAGCCUCUUACCGAUAAAAGAAUUAUUGAGAAUGAAUUGGAAGGAUACGGUAUCAGGUUGAAUAAAAGUCCACCUAAUAUCUACUUUAAGAAAAAAGAGAAAGGAGGGAUCAACAUGACGAACACUGUGCCGUUAAAUCAUUUGGAUUUGGAACAAGUUAAAGCAGUGUUAAGCGAGUAUAAGAUUCAUAAUGCAGAUAUUAAUUUCAAAUGUGAUGCUACCGUUGAUGAUUUGAUAGACGUCAUUGAAGGAAGAAUUUAUAUACCCGCCGUAUAUGUACUAAACAAGAUCGACCAAAUUAGUAUAGAAGAAUUGGACCUUGUAUAUAAAAUUCCACAUGCGGUUCCUAUUUCAGCUCAUCACGAGUGGAACUUUGACGGUUUAUUAGAAAAGACUUGGGAAUAUCUUAAUCUUCUUCGAAUUUACACAAAACCGAAAGGUCAGCUACCUGACUAUAGCGCACCAGUUGUUUUAAAACAGGACCGUAACACCAUUGAAGAUUUUUGUAACAGUAUUCAUAAAGGGAUCGUUAAGCAGUUCAAAUACGCGUUGGUAUGGGGUAAUUCUGCAAAGCACCAACCUCAAAAGGUCGGAUUGACCCAUCAGCUUCAAGAUGAAGACGUGGUUCAAUUAGUUAAACAAUAA